Molecule: messenger RNA, 504 nt
Organism: Helianthus annuus (common sunflower)
Lineage: Eukaryota; Viridiplantae; Streptophyta; Magnoliopsida; Asterales; Asteraceae
Product: cold shock protein 1-like
Exons: 2
Coding region: 1-504 (167 amino acids)
Molecular function (GO): nucleic acid binding; zinc ion binding
Source: RefSeq, a predicted model, not a curated record
AUGGGCACCUUGCCCAAGUGUAACGCGUGUCAGUUGCAUCACGAGGGCCGAUGCAGAUCUGGAAAAUGUGAAUCUUGUGGAAGAGUUGGUCACUCAAAAGAAUCAUGCUGGGUUGGUACUGGCCGUGGCGGUCAAAGGGGUUUUGGUAACAACAACCGUGGAGGUAAUGGGAAUGGAAACCGCCCACAAGGAGGGAAUGCCGGAAAUGGUAAUCGAGGAAAUUUUGGAAACCAAGCUGGAGGUGGGAAUCGCAACCAAAACAAUGCUCAAGGUGGUAAUGGGAAUGGUCGAGGACCAGGGUGUUUCAAUUGUGGAGACAUGGGGCAUUUCAAACGUGAGUGCCCGAAACUCAAUCAAGCACAAGGAAGAGUUUUUAAUAUCGGUGCGAGUGAAGCACGCCAAGAUCCAAAUGUCAUUACUGGCAUGGGAAUGGAAGAGGCAGAGAUACGUGAGCCAGCCAGCUGUCCAUCCAGACGUGUGUGUAUCCAAGAAAGAGCCAGCUAG